Molecule: messenger RNA, 2132 nt
Organism: Teleopsis dalmanni
Lineage: Eukaryota; Metazoa; Arthropoda; Insecta; Diptera; Diopsidae
Exons: 1
Coding region: 50-1756 (568 amino acids)
Source: RefSeq, a predicted model, not a curated record
UUUGCGCGGAUUGGUACGUUUGACGCUGUGUAGAGCGGAUUAUUACGUUAUGAUAAAUGGUAAAUUUUUUACGGGCUUACCGCCCGGUAUGAUAGAACGUACUCGAGGUACAAAUCGCUUGGAAUCGCAUUUAUUUUGGCCGGAUGAUACAAAAUUAGAAUCAGCCGUGGAGAAUCGUGUAAGACGUAGAGCAAGUUUACAACUUGGAGAAGUUGAGAGACCACGUCUUAGGACGCAAACAUCUAUGGAUUUAGAUGAUGUUGAUACUAAAAAACGAUUUCACAAAGAGUUUGCAAAAUCCUCUAUACAAUUCUAUGAUAAUAUAGCAGAAGAAGGUGAACAACAUUAUAAUCCACCAGCGCGCAGAAAUAAUAAGAGUUUAAAAAAAGAGAUCACAUUAAAACCAACUGCCACAAAAUUCGAUUUACCUGAUGAGGAAUAUAAUACUGCUUUAAAGAAAAAACAGACACUUAGUUCAAAGAUACAAUUCUAUGAUUUCAUAGAUGAUGAUAGGCACAAUCGUAAUAAUAUCAGAAGACCGAAAAUGGAUAUGAAUGAUAAAAAGGAAGUUGAACGUAAUAAUAAAAAUAGUCCUAAAUUGCAAAAUAAGCGUAAUGUCCGUAUACUCAGUGGAGGUGAAGAGCCAGAAGUGAAUAGAGAAUUUAUUAAGGAACAAAAUACACCAGAGAGAAGUCAAAAUUAUGAAAGUGAUUAUGAAGUAGAUGAGAAUUUUAGAAGAGGACGAGAUAAUUAUGAAAGACCGGCAAGUAAAAGUAUUGCGAAAAAUAGAGAAAACUCACAUAUGUCACAACAAGUGAUACGAAAUACAAUGGAGGAACGAAGAGGUAAGGCAGCAGCAACCAGAAAUAGCGAUAGAGUUUACAAUGAACAAGAAGACGAAUUUGAAGUUCCAACAUAUUCAAGAAAUAUGAAUGUGCAAUCUAGACAAAAUAAUAUGCCUAAAAAAAUACUUAAAAAUUCAAGAGGAAUGCGUGAAGAAUUCAAUGAUUUUGGUACAGGAGAAAUAACUGACUAUAUAGAUGAAGAUUUAAGGAGUAUGCGCAUAAGAACAUCUCCAAAGAAACAUGUUAGCUAUGAAGAUGAAGUCUAUGAGCAGGAAAGUGUUUAUCAUGAGCCAAGAGUUAAUGAUGUAGCCACAUAUAGACGCAAUAAUUAUAGAACUUCCUCCUCAGCCUCUAAUGGUUAUAAUAAAUCUCCUUAUAUGAAAACAGGAAGCAGUCAACAACGCCAACAAUUUGUAUCUAAUAAUACAGAUUUUGAUUAUGAAAAUGCAGAUUACGAUCAAUAUAUGGAAACUGGUAAUGAAAUUACCACACAAGCACAACAAUCAUCAUUAAAGAAUAAUAACUACAACAACAAUGACAACAACAACAAGAGAAACCAUAACCACAACUAUAGCAAUAACAAUAACAAUAAAGUUAAACUUAAUAAUCAAACACAAUCAUCGCGGAAAAUCACACCAAAAUUGUCAGCAACACCAGUAAAAGCUUCAAUAAAAACAACAACAACAACAGCAGAUACCACAACAACAUUUAAUGAUGCUGAUACGUAUUCAGAUGCCGACGUAGCAGCGUUGGAUGGUAAAAAGCACUUGCGCAGCAGCAUUUGCUUUAGUGGCGGCGAAAUAGUUGCUAAUAACAUCGUCGAUACAAAAACUCCCACUUCGAAUAAUCGACGCAGCAGUGCGCGCAGCAUCUCUGCCUCUCAACGUAUUAGUGUGGGCUUACCAGAUUGAGCGCAGUUCACUUUGCUACGUUGUUUAUAUUGCAUUGUUGUAUUGUGUUGUAUGCUGUCAUGUUAAUAAGAGUUAACUAAGAGUUAACUAAGAGUUAACAAAGGGUUACGGGUUAAGGUGGAAUUUCUUGUUAAGUUGCAAAUUGAAGUAAACGUGUUCGUGUGUUUGUUUGUUUGUGUGUGUGUGUGUGUUUAGAUAUUGCACUUAAAAUGUAACAAAUUAAUUAAGAUUUGAAUAUUGUUUAGUUUGUAUGAAUAAAUGUGUGUGUGUGUGAGAAUAUAUAUGCAAUUUUGUUAAUGUAACGAAUUCAUUAAACAAUUUCAAGUGCUGCAAAUGCUAAUUUCGUUUCUGUUUUCUUUGUUUAUUGAUUUUUCUG